Osmerus eperlanus (European smelt) is the source of this 3583-nucleotide messenger RNA. RefSeq names its product sodium/potassium-transporting ATPase subunit alpha-3-like. The transcript is spliced from 11 exons. Gene Ontology annotation, cellular component: plasma membrane. Gene Ontology annotation, biological process: potassium ion import across plasma membrane; proton transmembrane transport; sodium ion export across plasma membrane. The coding region runs from base 460 to 2058 and encodes 532 amino acids. Gene Ontology annotation, molecular function: ATP binding; ATP hydrolysis activity; P-type sodium:potassium-exchanging transporter activity. NCBI's taxonomy places the organism in Eukaryota, Metazoa, Chordata, Actinopteri, Osmeriformes, Osmeridae. The record is from RefSeq and is a predicted model, not a curated record.
CACAGUGGCGGAAGGAGACCAUAUCCAAAUCACUGGGCGGUUCGGCUCUCCGUUUCGCAGGCAUCAUUUGCGCCACAGAGCAACGCUCGGGACGCCCACAUUAGGUAUCGCUAGGCUGCUUGUCAUUUUUUCAUCUUACACAAAAACGGCCCCUCUCAUAUUAGUUAAGCGAAUGCAGCUUUGCAGAGCUGCUCAAUGAAACGUUUCCUUUUCAAGUACCCCUCUGUCCGUUCCUCUUAUAAAUGAUUUUUGAUUGCCUAAUUCGUUAAUUGACUUGUUAUUUUAUAGGCUAUAGCCUAAGUUGAGAACAAUAGACAUUUACUGCGGAUAGAGAAACACGGAUCUUCUGACUAGACGAGGAACGAAAAUUCUCACAUUUUCAAUCCUCAAAACCAGCUAUUCUGGUUGAAUCAGACUUGAAACCGUUACAUCUGCAGAGACCGGACUGACUGCGCCAAAAUGGGGUAUGGACGGUCGGACAGCUACCGCGUGGCGACCACGCAGGAUAAGGAUGAAAAGGAGUCCCCCAAGAAGAAGGCAGCCAAGGAUAUGGAUGACCUGAAGAAGGAAGUCCCCUUGACGGAACACAAGAUGUCAGUUGAGGAAGUGUGCAGGAAGUUUGCAACUGACAUCGUCCAGGGCUUGACCAAUGCUAAGGCUGCAGAGUAUCUGGCUCGCGACGGGCCCAACGCCCUGACCCCGCCCCCCACCACCCCGGAGUGGGUGAAGUUUUGCCGCCAGCUCUUCGGAGGGUUCUCCAUCCUGCUGUGGACCGGUGCCAUCCUCUGCUUCCUGGCCUACGCCAUCCAGGCCGCCACGGAGGAUGAGCCUGCAGGAGACAAUUUGUACCUGGGUAUCGUGCUGUCCGCCGUGGUCAUCAUCACCGGCUGCUUCUCCUACUUCCAGGAGGCUAAGAGCUCCAAGAUCAUGGAGUCCUUCAAGAAUAUGGUGCCUCAGCAAGCCCUGGUGAUCCGCGAGGGGGAGAAAAUGCAGAUCAACGCUGAGGAGGUGGUGGCUGGAGACCUGGUGGAGGUGAAGGGCGGAGACCGGAUCCCUGCUGACCUCAGGAUCACCUCCUCCCACGGCUGCAAGGUGGACAACUCCUCUCUGACUGGUGAAUCAGAGCCCCAGACCCGGUCACCUGACUGUACCCAUGACAACCCCCUGGAGACCCGCAACAUCGCUUUCUUCUCCACCAACUGUGUUGAAGGCACGGCACGUGGCAUCGUGGUGUGCACCGGCGAUCGCACCGUCAUGGGCCGAAUCGCCACCCUGACCUCCGGCCUGGAGUCGGGCAAGACGCCCAUCGCCAAGGAGAUUGAGCACUUCAUCCACCUGAUCACGGGCGUGGCCGUGUUCCUGGGCUUGUCGUUCUUCGUCCUGUCCAUCGUCCUCGGAUACAGCUGGCUGGAGGCCGUCAUCUUCCUCAUCGGCAUCAUCGUCGCUAAUGUGCCAGAGGGGCUGCUGGCUACCGUCACUGUGUGUCUGACCCUGACCGCCAAGCGCAUGGCUCGUAAGAACUGCCUGGUGAAGAACCUGGAAGCGGUGGAGACGCUGGGCUCCACCUCCACCAUCUGCUCCGACAAGACAGGCACCCUGACCCAGAACAGGAUGACCGUGGCCCACAUGUGGUUCGACAACCAGAUCCACGAGGCCGACACCACCGAGGACCAGUCAGGGGCCUCCUUCGACAAGAGCUCCGUGACGUGGGUGUCACUGGCGCGCGUGGCGUCCCUGUGCAACCGCGCCGUGUUCAAGGCCGCUCAGGACCAGCUGCCCAUCCUCAAGCGGGACGUGGCGGGCGACGCCUCCGAGUCGGCCCUUCUCAAGUGCAUCGAGCUGUCCUGCGGCUCCGUGAAGGCCAUGAGGGAGAAGAACAAGAAGGUGGCCGAGAUCCCCUUCAACUCCACCAACAAGUACCAGCUGUCUGUGCACGAGACGGAGGACGAGAACGACAACCGCUACCUGCUGGUGAUGAAGGGCGCCCCGGAGAGGAUACUGGACCGCUGCUCCACCAUCAUGAUCCAGGGCAAGGAGCAGGUCACUUUCCCAGCAUAGUUAUUAUUGAACUCUCCAGUUUUUUUUAUCUGAGUUUUAAAUGUAUGUCCCGAUAUGUUCAUUGAUUGUAUAAACACAAUAGUGUAACAAUAGCAGACCUAGUAAAGAUGAGGUGAUGGUCUUGACAUAGAGAGCAGGAGAGAAAAGGGAGAGGUGGAGGCAAUUCAAGUUAUGCAAAUGCAGAAGAGGAGUUGUGGGUUUGCCAAACGACCAACAUGGUUGAGCUUUGAGGAUGGUAUGCUGGCAGACCUAUAGGGGCAGGGUGCUAGGGGUCACAUCAUGCAGCUGGUUGACUUUUGACAGAUAGAGAGCACCAAACAAGCACGCACACUUAGAUACAGCACCAUAUGUACUGUAUGUAAAUAGAACAACAGGAUAGCUAGAUGAAUAGAUAAAUUAAUAGAUAAAUAUCUGCAGUUGCUUGGCUAGAGACCUGCUCUCCCACUGGUGUUUCUUCAAAGGGAACUUCUGCAUGCUGCAUGGAAUUCUGGGUAGGUCCACUUCCUCUUUCCUGUGCUAAAAGUGCCAUGGCAACGAGAUGUGACUUUGAGGCUUGCAACAAGUUAUGCAGCAUAGACAAUCAGUAUAUAUUAUUAACUAUGGCUGUUCAUUGAGCUGGAAAGGGACAUUGAGUUAUUAAUUGUGAAUGUAUGUUUUUUAUUUUAACUUUGUUAUCAUUUGAUUUCAUCUUCAAACUGCUUUCAAAAAGUUUUUGUUCCGGUAGUUUAAUUUAAGGUAAUGUAUUUUCAUAUGGUUUGUUGCUUCUUUCUCUAUUACUCUUUGGUGUGCUGCCAAAACCAUAAAAAUAUCUUAAUAUAUUCCAUGAGAUUAAGACAAUCAUAAAGAUUAAUUAAGCACCAGUCAACUAUUUACAAAUACCUGAGGUAGGCUACGCUUGAUUAAGAUCAUACAACUCAACAAACUCAAAAGUACAGUCCCAAAGGUGCUAAGGGUAGAUCAAAUCAGAAACAUCCCAAACACAGUGCUUACAAGUGUUUGAUAUGUGUAUCUGACCAGGUAGAGCAGUUUCAGACUCCAGGCGGGUUACGUUCACGCUCCCUCCAAGAGUUGGUGUUGGAUUUUUAUCCAACCCCUCCUUUCUCUCUCCUCCUUCCAAAUGCCCAAAAUACAAACCGUAGAGCUUGUGGGCGAUAAAAUGCCUGUCAGGAUCCGGCCUUCACCUUCCCUCCCUUCGUUGCUGCUCCUGCUCUUUGCUUCUCUCCCUCUGUCAUCUCACUUCUUCUGUGCUUUUUUUAAUCACAGAGCCAGACGUGCCUUCAUUGUUUUUGUUUUUUUAGCUUGUUCAUUUUCACAUUUUGUUUAUGCCAGAGUAAAGGUGGAUGGGGGGGAAAAAACAAGAACAAAAAAACGGUUUGCCACCACUGAUGAUGUAUGUUAAUGCUUAAAACACUGGAAACAUGGAAAUUCCUUUUUCUUUUUUUAACAGAUCUUUCAUUUGAAUGCUUUUUUGGGAAACUCACUUUAAAGAUCAUUGUCUUGUCCAAUAAAAUGUCAACCAAAGACC